AGGUGGAUUUGAUAUUAUCAACUGGGUGACUUUCCCAAAUAAGUCCUUCUUAAGAGUGAAAGUUGGGAAGAUGGAUCCCCAAGCACCACUGGGCAGUGAUUUCUCCAUUGAUGAGAAGAUCAUUACAUGGCACCAGAGUUUUAACCAGGUGGUGCCCCUUGCCUUGUGCAAUGACCACUGCCAUCCAGGUUACAGCAGACAAAGGAAAGAUGGAGAACCUUUUUGCUGCUAUGAUUGUACUCCAUGUCCAGAAGGGAAGAUUUCAUACCAGACAGAUAUGGAUGACUGCUUCCAGUGCCAAGAAGAUCAGUAUCCUAACCAGGAGAGAAACCAGUGCAUCAGCAAGAAAGAAAACUUCUUAUCUUAUGAAGCACCUUUAGGCAUCAGUUUGGCUCUUUUGGCUCUGGCUUUUUCUGCAACUACAGCAUUGGUGUUUGGAAUCUUCAUCAAACAUCAAAACACUCCCAUUGUCAAAGCCAACAACCAGAAUCUCACCUACACCCUGCUCAUCUCCCUCCUGCUCUGCUUCCUCUGCUCCUUGCUAUUCAUUGGGCGCCCCCAGUUACUGACCUGCAAUCUACGACAAACUGCCUUUGGUAUCAUCUUCUCAGUGGCUGUUUCUUCUGUUUUGGCUAAAACCCUCACGGUGGUUCUGGCUUUCAUGGCCACCAAACCAGGAUCCAAGAUGAGGAAAUGGGUGGGGACAAGAUUUUCCACCUCUAUUAUUCUCUUUUGCUCAUUUAUCCAAGCAAGUAUUUGUAUGCUAUGGCUGGGUACUGACCAUCCAUUCCCAGAUCUGGACAUGCACUCUCUGCCUGAAGAAGUCAUAGUGGAAUGCAAUGAAGGCUCAGCCAACAUGUUCUACUCUGUUCUUGGUUACAUGGGAUUGCUGGCUCUUGUCAGCUUCAUUGUGGCUUUCUUUGCUCGGAAGCUGCCGGACACUUUUAAUGAAGCCAAAUUUAUCACUUUCAGCAUGUUGGUGUUUUGCAGUGUGUGGCUUUCUUUUGUUCCAUCCUACUUAAGCACCAAAGGGAAGUACAUAGUGGCCGUGGAGAUCUUCUCCAUCUUGGCCUCCAGUGCUGGAAUCUUGGGUUGUAUCUUCUCCCCAAAAUGUUAUAUCAUUGUCUUCAAGCCUGAACUCAACUCAAAAGAGCAGCUAAAAAAGAGAAAUAAGUAACAAUCUAACUAUUAAAAUCAUUAUAGUGGAUAACCUUUUACAUGUUUUAAGGUU
Molecule: messenger RNA, 1231 nt
Organism: Podarcis muralis (Common wall lizard)
Lineage: Eukaryota; Metazoa; Chordata; Lepidosauria; Squamata; Lacertidae
Product: vomeronasal type-2 receptor 26-like
Biological process (GO): G protein-coupled receptor signaling pathway
Cellular component (GO): plasma membrane
Molecular function (GO): G protein-coupled receptor activity
Source: RefSeq, a predicted model, not a curated record